Molecule: messenger RNA, 3398 nt
Organism: Monodelphis domestica (gray short-tailed opossum)
Lineage: Eukaryota; Metazoa; Chordata; Mammalia; Didelphimorphia; Didelphidae
Gene: MPDU1
Product: mannose-P-dolichol utilization defect 1
Biological process (GO): oligosaccharide biosynthetic process
Source: RefSeq, a predicted model, not a curated record
AGUGCGCAUGCGCCUGACCACGACGUUUAAUGGCAGGCUGGGCGGGGAAGGGGGAAGGGCAGGGCAGGCGGAAGGGAUCGAUUUGCAAGAUGGCGGAGGAAGCGGAAGGGCCUCUAAAGCAGCUUCUGGUUCCCUUUCUUCUGCCUGAGAAAUGCUACGAUCGGUUUUUUGUUAACUUGGAUUUGCUUAAUGUUCCCUGCCUCAAAAUUCUAAUCAGCAAAGGCCUGGGACUUGGCAUUGUUGCUGGAUCAUUGUUGGUGAAACUACCUCAAGUGUUUAAAAUUAUGGGGGUGAAGAGUGCAGAAGGACUAAGUUUCCAUGCAGUUCUUCUGGAAUUGGUGGCUUUGACUGGGACCAUCAUCUACAGUGUGACUAAUAGCUUCCCAUUUAGCUCUUGGGGUGAGGCCUUGUUCUUAAUGCUACAGACUAUUACCAUCUGCUUCCUGGUUCUGCACUACAGGGGACAUACCAUGAGAGGUGUAACCUUCCUAGGCAUCUAUGUCCUGACCCUGCUUGUAUUGCUCUCACCCCUGAUACCCAAGGUUAUGGUCACCCUGCUUCAGGCCACCAACAUGCCUGCUGUGAUCAUGGGGAGGUUACUCCAGGCAAUCACCAACUUCAGAAAUGGUCACACAGGACACCUGUCAGCAGUCACUGUUUUCUUACUCUUUGCUGGUUCACUUGCCCGAAUCUUUACCUCCAUCCAGGAAACAGGUGACCCCCUGAUGGCUGUGACUUUUAUUGUCUCCUCCAUCUGCAAUGGCCUCAUUGCCUUCCAGCUCCUCUAUUACUGGAAUGUCAAGAUUCCUCACAAAUGGAAAAAGAAGGAUCAGUAGCAUUUGGGAUGCUUCUUCCCAGCCAGAACAGUAUCUUAAAGGCCCUAAUUUGGUCUUUAUUCCUUUGCCUUGAUAACCUUCUUGACUCCCACUUCUGAAGACUGAAGCUCUUUUGGAGCUGUGCUCCCCCAGUCUCUUUAUUCCACUCUAAUGAUGUGGUAACUUUUUAGAUUAAACAGUAAUCCCCAGAUUUCCCUGUCCUCCCAUUCCACCUCUGUACCCCCCAGCUUUUUGUUCCAUUGUGUUGGGAAGACUGAAAGAGAAGGUUUAGCCCUCAGAGCAUCCAGGGCUGAAAAGGUGUUGUGACCUGGGUUUUUUGAGGAAGAUAACAAGUGAAGACAUGGGACCUCAUUAGUUAAUUAACUAGCUAAUCAUUCAUCAAGAUAGGACCUUUGGCUUCUUGGCAGAGCUGAAAAUGAGCUUUGUUCCUCUUUUCUUUUGAUUCCUAGAUACGCUUCUUCUGAAUCCUAGAAGGUUUCUCCUCUUGCCUAGUCCUCUUCAAACACUCUUCCCCCUUAGGGUACUCAAAGGAGUACAGGCCUAGGAGACAAAAGGAGGUCACACCUACAGGUGAUAGCCAAAGAUGUGGAGAGAACAGCUGACCAAAACCUAAGCCAAAGCUGUCUUUAUCAGGUGGGAUCCCUUCUUCUGACUCUGCCCUUUGACCAUAGGGCUAUCUCCAUCCCAUUGUACAGGACUCCAGAGCUGAUGAGAAGGGUUGAAGGUGACUAUCAGCACAGACCUUCCUGUCUUCUCCCUACCUCCCCAACUGGGCAGAUCCUAGGUAUAAGGGAGUGGAGAAACAGACUUGGGCCCAGCUGUUGAUCCUCUGGUGGGUGAAACUGGGGAGGCAAUCAAAAAGUGGGACAAGGACUCAAAGUCUGACUUUAAUCUUACAAAACACAUAAUAUAUAAAAAUUUGUAUCUUCAGUACAAAAAUAAUCCAAUGUUCUCCCUUAAGCAGGUCCCUCAGAAUUCAGGUACCCAGUUUUCUGAGGGUGGUACAUUUGUGGUUGGGGAUAUUGGUGUUGAGGGAGGGGCCUGAGUAAGAAUGGGAGAGGCAUCUGUAUAACUUCUUCCCCUGGCAUUUCAUGGCCCCUGGCCCCUAAAGUGGGUUGGGGGUAGGACCCAGGAGAGGAGCAUUAUAGGAGUUGGAGCUAGAGGGAUAAGGCCUAUAGGGGUUUAAGAGCUCCCCUUGGAGUGGGGCUCCAAGAGGAAGGGAACAAAAAGAGGCUUCUGGCCUACAGUGAUAGCUCUGUGAAGAUAAAUUUGAGCAUCUGUCUCUCCCCUACUCCUCUCCCCCCCAUCAUCCUUCUUAGGUAUGCAUAAUCUGAGGACCCUCCUGGAGCCUGCUUUCUCUCUCAGAUCCAGUUUACCUCUUUUGUCUCUCCCCAUGAGAGGGUGUGCCAGGGUAGAUUUCCCGAAUCACAUUUCCUAACUUUCGGGUUAGACCUGUUCUGAGUAGGGAGGAGGAGCAGGAGCAGUUUAUUUCUGAUUCAGCCCAUAGCACAGAUGUCCAGGCCCUGCUUGGUAUUCUCUAUGGGACAGGGACCUCUGGUGGCCUGAGCAUGUUGGCAUCAUUUGGCAGGUGUACUCCCAGCUGUUUUUCCAAGAGGGCAAAGGAGGGCGGGUUUAUAAUCUCCCUGUCCAAAGGGAUGGGACUUGGGUCAGCCAAAGAACAGAACUGAAAAUGGAAAGUUGAGAUGGGUGGGGUGUGAAGGCAAUGAGGAAACGAUUUAGCAAAAAUGCAAAGGCCUGGGCCACAGGACUGCCCAAAGUUGUUCCUUAGGAUGUGUGGGGAGAUGACUGACCAAAGUAGUCUUGGUUUCAAAUCUGGGGAGACAUCUUCCUGGACAUCCUGCCCCUCCUCUCCCCACUUUCCCAGUCACUCACCAGCAGCCUCUGGCCAGGUUUGAAGGGUAGUGCUGACAGCCUGUUUCCUGUGCCCAGCGCUGUGGUUGCUGCUGCCCCUGCUUGCCCCAGCCAGGUCUAGAUUUGCAUGGCCCAGGGUGGCAUUUUUGGUCUUGCAGCAAGGCCGGUACUUGUAGGCGGGGUAGUCGUGCUUGGAGCCUCUUUGCCUCUUCCAGGAAGGGCCGCUUCUCUGCCUCCCCCAGCCAUUUCCACUGCUCGCCCAAGCCCUUGGAGAUUUCAGAGUCGUGCAUCUCGGGGUGAAGCUGCACCAUCUGGUGAUACUGGCCCUAGCUCCACACCAUGAAUGCAUUCAUGGGCCCCUUAACUUUCUCAGCUAUCUCCUCUGGAAUGCCUGGAGGGACUCGGGGACAGGGACCGGAAGUGGCAGAUUCAAAGGCAGUGGGAGCAGGGAGUGUCGAGGCCCAGGCUUGAAGUGGUAAAGACUGGGGUAGCACUAUGGAGUUGAUUAGCCUGGGAGAGGAAGGUGGGGAGCAGGCUGAGGAAAGCAGCUGUUGGGCUUCCUGGGAGAUCCAGGUUCUUUAGGUUUCAAACUGGUUUUCCUCAAAGGUUCCUUCAGAAUUGAGGGUCCUCACGGACCUAACCCUUCCAACUACCCCUGGCCCUCCACAAUAAAGUCCAGUAUCAAUCUUU